AUGGGCCGCCGGCGGUCUCUUCGUCACCGCGCGUUCAUCCUGUCGCAGGGCCGCACGCGACUCGUGGAACCGGACGAAUCGUCGCAUGGCCAUUCGGAGCACGACAGGAACGACGGCGGCGCGCAAGUGCCGCUGCUGCCGCCUCCGUCAACUCCGUUCCCGUACAACGUCACCGGCGCCAACGGCACCAACUCGUUCAACGAAACGCGUGUCGCUUCCGGAACAACAUCAGGGAACAGCAGCAGCAACAGUCGCGACCGCCAUAGCGGCGACGGCGAAAGCCACGACAAAGACGCCGACCAUCCUUAUCCAAAACCCGAUCAUGAUGGUGACGGGACUUCCGCCAAUUCCGAUUCCAAUUCCGGGGGGAGCGCGGGGGGAUUGCACGGCGAGGGGAAGGGGAAGGCGGAGGAGGCGGACGUGGAUUGGUGCUCUUGCGGGUCUUCAGUGAAUGGGAGGGCGGACGAGGAGGCGGACGGGGGGAAGGGAGAGGAGUGCGGUGAUUCGGAGGAUGGCGCGGUGGAAGGCGCGGAAGAGGGGGCGGAAGAAGGCGCGGAAGUGUGCGCGGAGGAUGUCGCAGAGGAUGUCGCAGAGGGUGCCGCAGCGGCUGCCGCAGCGGCUGUUGCAGCGGAUGUCGCAGCGACUGUCGCAGCGGAUGUCGCAGAGGAUGCCGCAGAGGAUGCCGCAGAGGAUGUCACAGAGGAUGUCGCAGCGAAUCUCGCAGAGGAAGUCGCAGAGGAUGUCGCAGAGGUCGCAGAGGAUGUCGCAAAGGGUGGCGCGGAGGAACGAAUAAACAAUGCAGUGCCUGUGGUUGUGAGCGAAGGUGACGAAGGGAAAGGAGAAUUGGAGCAAGCAAGGGAAGGAGAGGAAGAAGAAGCACGUGCCGUGAGCGAUGGGAAGGAGGGACGGCGUGGCGAGGAAGAUGGGCACAGAGAAGGAAAGGCGGCAGCAGUAGAGGUUGGAUCGAGCAUGCGAGAGGAUAUGGACGAGUGGAAGACCGAGAUGCGGAACGAGCGGGAAUUGCGGGACGAGCGGGAGGAGCGGAAGGCGCGGAGGGAGCGGAAGGAGCGGAAGGAGCGGAAGCAGAGGAAGGAGCGGAAGGAGCGGGAGGAGCGGAAAGAAGGGAAGGAGCGGGAGGAGCGGGAGGUGCCGGAGGAAGACGUGUGGAUCGAGGAUCCAGCGCACUCCAUCUCGAUACCCAUGACGGUGGAUGCCACGUGGCUCACGGAAUGCGCCGUGUGCCUUUGCGAGUACGAGGAGGGCGACGUGCUAAGGUCCCUCGACUCCUGCCACCACAUGUUCCACCAGACGUGCAUAGACGAGUGGCUGCACACCUGCGGGUCCUGCCCGCUCUGCCGCUUCUCCUUCACCGCCGAUCGCCCGCCGCCGCUCCUCGCCUCCUCCUCAGCCGGCGCCGCCACCUCGCGCACCGAGAUCAGCAUGAGCGGGCCGCUUACCACCACCGGAAGGGAGUCCUUCAGCGGGCCCAUCAGCAGCAGCCUGAGUGGCCCAAUCACUGCCGGCACGUUCAGCGGGCCUUUGAGCCGUUCAAUCAGCGACUCGCAGAGCGGCCCUUUGAGUGUGACUGGAGUGCCGGUGCCGGGACGUGCAGCCCAGCAUGCGAGUGCGGCGCUGGGCGGGGCUCUUUCUGCAGGCGAGGAGCACUCGGAGGAAUCGCACAGCGGCGCUGCUGCUGCUGCCUCGUCGUCAUAUGGGUCGUCGACAGCCACUUUCUCGUCUUCCUAUGCGUCCAAUGGCUCCUGGGCCUCUACUGCUGCCUCUUCCACCUCUGCCUCCGCCUCCACCUCUGGUUCUUCCUCUGCUGCAUGGUUCAUGCCCACUCUCGGCCUUUCUCCUCGUGGGGCGGGCGCUGGUUCGCGAGCCGGGGUUCCCUUUGGAUGGCUCGGCCCGCGCGGUGAGGCCUCAGGAUCGGGAGCAGGUUCGGGAACAGCAAUAACGGCGUCGGUGUCUAGUGGAGGCGAUGCAGGAGCAGUGGUGCUGGAAGCAGUGGCAGAGGAUGGAGAGGAGGUGUCAUCAUCCGCUUACCUGUCGGGGCCGCUUUCGUAUAAUAGCGGGGUUGUGCACACUCAGAGGCUUGACCGAAGGCGGAGAUCGGCUGAUGGUGCGUUGGGAUCAGCAGCUGCUGGAACGGCAGCAGCAGGCAGGGCAGGUGGAGCAGGCGGAGCAGGCGGAGCAGGAGAAGCAGCGAGAGAGGAAGCAGAGGAGCACGAGCACCAUGGGCACCACCGAUGGGAGCACAUGCGUGAAAGCCUGAAGGAGGGCAUGAAGUGGUUCAUGAUGAGCGACAGGGAGAGGGAGGGAUGGGACAAUGAUGACACCGACUAUUACUACUCAUGGUGA
Molecule: messenger RNA, 2361 nt
Organism: Closterium sp. Yama58-4
Lineage: Eukaryota; Viridiplantae; Streptophyta; Zygnematophyceae; Desmidiales; Closteriaceae
Source: the annotation of a GenBank genome assembly